ACCAUAGUUUACAACAUGUCUGACCAUGGAAUAAAUUUGAUCUUCUUAUCCGACGAUACAAUGGGAGAUUUGUUUAUUUAGCAAAAAGAAAAUUUUGUCACGUAAGGAGGCAUUUUCAGAAUGUUGUUUCUUGGCAGGAAUGUUUGGUUAAGGAGAUGAGAGUUAAGAAAUAUGGAAUUUAGAGUGGGAAACCUCCUUUUUACAUCCAAGUUCGACUCAGGAAAUUUGACCAAAGUUGAGAAAGUGACCCGUGAUGAAGAAGAAGAAGCACCCAGUUAUUAUCCAGAGGUGAAGCCAGACUAUGAAUACAAUGUUUGGACCAAACCAGAUUGUGGGGGUACAGAAUUUGAAAAUGGAAACAGAUCCUGGUUCUACUUUGGAAUAAGAGGAUGGAGUCCAAACAGAGUUAUCAAAAUCAAUAUAAUGAACCUGAACAGACAAGGUAAACUGUACAGCCAGGGUCAUACACCAUUCACUAAAACCCUCCCAGGACGUCCUCGAUGGGAAAGACUCAGGGAUAGACCAUCAUUUGAGACUGUAGAUGGACAGUUCAUUCUGUCCUUCACCUUUAGGUUUCCAGAUGUGAAAGGAGCAAUUACUUAUUUUGCAUUCUGUUAUCCAUGGUCUUAUACAGAAAGUUGUGAAAAGUUAAAUGAAUUGGACAGGAAAUAUGCUGCCUGCAAAAAUAUUAACUCUAACAGCAAUCCAGACGCUUUGUACUACCAUCGAGAGGUCAUAUGUUAUUCACUGGACAAGCUACGCAUAGAACUAUUGACCAUAUCUUCAUGUAAGGGAAUAAUGGAUGAAGAAGAACCAAGGUUUGAUGAAAACUUAUUUCCUGACAAGGAAAACAAAAGAUGUAAAAAGUUCCGAGGUAAAAGGGUUUACAUGUUAACUAGUAGAGUUCACCCUGGAGAAACUCCAGCAAGUUUUGUAUUCAAUGGAUUUUUAGAAUUCAUUUUAAGAGAAAAUGAUCCACGUGCCAAAAUGUUGAGGAGAGACUAUGUGUUCAAACUUAUUCCUCUACUGAAUCCUGAUGGAGUUCAGAGAGGACACUACAGAACUGAUCAAAGGGGGGUUAAUCUAAAUCGUCUUUAUCUUGAUCCUAGUUUUAGUCUUCAUCCCACAAUUUAUGCAUCAAAAAGUGUUUUAGUUUAUCAUCAUGUCAGAAAUCGUGUUGUUCCAGAGGAUGAUAAUCUCAGUCUCAGCAUUAAAUUCCCAGGAGGCUUUGUAUUAAAUUCUAGUCCUGAACCUCCCCCAAAAUCUAAACCUCCACUGCCGCAACAUGACGGAGGAGGAGAGAUAAACAAGAACAAUAAUAAAACCACUGGUGUGACUCUGAAAUAUGGUGCUAAUAAAAUAACUAAAUCAGAAAAACCUGCCAGAAAAGGCAAUGUUGAUAUAUACUCGUUACAACCAAAAGAAAAUUCAUGGAUAACCUCCAGUGAAGUUCAUGAUGGAGGAUUAAUCCCAUCUAAGGUACCAGUGGAACCUUUAGAUUUUUCUACUUUAUCUCGUGGUGAUACUCUGACUCAAAAUGAUUUUAAUGGUGCAGAUAGUAUACAUUUAUCUUCAUCUUGUAGUAGUGUGAUGAGUAACAAAGGGGAUAGAAAAAUAGAUAGUGAGUUAAGACUUAGAUUAUCUGAGUUAAACAUGUCUGAUGACUGUCGUGGGAAAAUGAGCAUGAUGUCAAUGAGUGUUGGAUUAUUGGAUUCUGACAUUGAGGAUAGAAACGAUGAACACCUCGGAAAUGAAGGUUCAGAAGAUGACGAUUUUAGAGCCGAAUAUUCUUUUGGAAAUAAUAACUGUCCACAUUUAAGUGAUCCACGUUUAAAGGAUAUUCCGCCACAUCACAGUGGAAUUGCAUUUUAUGUGGAUUUACAUGGACAUGCCUCUAAAAGAGGCUGCUUUAUUUAUGGAAAUUAUUUUGAAAUGGAAGAUACUCAGGUAGAGAAUAUGUUAUAUCCUAAACUGAUAUCUAUGAACACUGCCCAUUUUGAUUUUACUGGCUGUAAUUUUACUGAAAGGAACAUGUAUACCAAAGAUAAAAGGGAUGGUAUGUCCAAGGAAGGAAGUGGUAGAGUGGCGAUAUACAAAUCUAUUGGCAUUAUACACAGUUAUACUCUGGAGUGUAACUACAACACCGGUAGAAUGGUGAAUCCAGUACCACCAGCUCAUGGUGAUGAGGGGAGAGCCACACCCCCUCCCAUGGCAGGAUUCCCACCCAAAUAUACACAAGCUCAUUUUGAAGAGGUAGGAAAAGCCUUAGCUAUAGCAGCCAUAGAUUAUGUUGACCAUAAUCCUUGGUCUAGAAUUAGCCAAUCAGAACACAACAGUUUAUCAGGAGUAAGAGAUAGCGUUAAAAGAUAUUUACGUAGCAUGAGAGGUGGACCUCGGAUACCAAGGAAUCCCCAGAGAUCAUUUAUAAGAAACAAUAAUACAAGUUCAACAAGCCAGACUAACAGUAGAGUAAGCAGACAAAACAGUACUGAUUCUAAUCAAAACAGUCGAUUUUCACGAUUCUCUGGGAAUGAAAGUAGUAGUAGUGCUCCACCAAAGUAUCAACGUAAAGAUUCCUUACCCAAUCAGAGAAGGGAACUUGGUCCGGUCAGAGAAGCUGCAUUAAGAUCACAACAAAGAAAGAGACCAGCACCUCCUAACAUCAACACACCUGUCUCGUCACGAUCACAACACAAUGGAUCUGGAAGCUCAGGGAUUCAAAGUGCACCGAGCAAUUAUACACCAAUAUCAUCAAGGUCUCACCAUAAUGGUUCCUCAAGCUCCGGCCUUCAAGGUGGACCUAUACCAGUAUCAUCAAGGUCUCACCACAAUGGUUCCACUAGCUCUGGAAUACAAAGUGGACCGGUCCCGUUUACAAUGAUGACUUCUGAUUAUAAAACUCCACGAUCAACAGAUGGUAAAAAUAAGGAGGAAUUAUCAGAGUUAAAGAAUGUCAAUUUGCUUGCCAUUGCCAAUAAGAAGUCUGGUCCACCUACUAGGAUUCCUCUCCCUACAGGUCGUCAGUUUGUUCAAUUGACAGCAUCUUCUAAGGAGGAAAAUUCUACAAAUUCAAGGAAUGGAGGAUCACGAGUCACUCAAUCUAAACAUGUUGUACAACAAUACCCAGUCAGGAAAGCCAGCGCAGAAGUUCUUACAGCCGAUAUCACAUCACCCAAAUUCCCUGGGGAAGUUCCACAAUACACAGGUCCUAUACCACCAUCCGAAUACAUGUAUGGUAGUGGUCCAGGAGACAACAGUGAUUCAUCAAAAAGAAGAAAAAGAUAUAUGUACAUGAGAAGAAAGAAUGUAUCGGCAAGUCCAAAAGCAAACAGUGCUGGAAAAGGUCAGAGCAAACAGGCUAGUGAUAGUGAUGCUGAAAGGGCUAGAAAUAAACGUAGACGUCGUAAAUCAUUACGGAAAAUUAACCAGUCUCCCUCGUCAGACGAGGCAGGACCAGUUGGUCAUUCUAGAUCAGGUGGUGGUAUGGAAAACACUACUCUUCAGCUGUCUCCAAGACACAUCAACACUACUGGCCAACAUCCAGACAAUCUCCUCUCCCUUAGACAGCUAUCGCACAGUAGGAGAGUGGAACUUAACUCCGCGCCAGAUUGUGAUGCUCCCACUCUAAGAUUCAGGCUGUUCAGGAUACCUCCGGUGUUAUAAUCCCUUAUGAUCAUGGAAGAAAGGUGGAAUCAUCAAAAUCUGGUCGACAAAAACCAUCUCCUAGUAAACUGACUGUGUUUUGGAUAGAAGGAUAGCAUCAUAACAGAACAUUCUCUAAGCUAGAUUUCACUUGAUACAGGAAAGAUAUUUUUUAUCUGUGAUAUAUUGUAUAAAAGUGUAAAGUUUAAAUUGUAACUGAUAACAUUGAUGUACUUUAAGGGCAUUUUGUUUUAUGAGGUAUAUAAAGUUAAUUGCUCAAUUGAGGAUUUUUUUAUAGAUGAAAAGAUUUGGUAUUUUAGUUAACAUAUCAAUAUCUUUAAAACAGGGACUUAUUUGUUUUGUAGAAUUAAUUGAAAACUGGACUGAAUGUAACCUAUUAAAACAUAUAUUGUGAAAAUUUAAGGUUACAUUCUUAAAACUUGUAUUUAUAAUUUAGUCAUUCUUCUAUAUGAUACGUUUUGUGGAUUUGCUAAAAGCAGGUUUCAAAUAUACUAAUCCGAUGUGCCAUUGUGAUGUUUAUAUUUAUGUAAUAGAAACUUUAUUUAUUUUAUUUAAUAUCUUUAUUUAACAUAGGCAUUGUUAAGUAUCUAUCAGUUUAGUUGCUUUGUUAUUUAUAUCAAUUACAUACAAUAGGUCUGCUGCACUGUAGUUGAAAUGAUUUCCUAGUUCAGUGUUCCUUUUCUGAUCAGUUGAGAUUGUAUCAUGAAUACUGAUAAUUGAUAAACAUUUUACUGGAAGUCUAUCAGAUUGUUGUUUUCUCAAGUGAGUCCUUGCUUUAUAAUUCGUAAAGACAUGAGUGAUAUUUGCUAUAAGCUAACAGCAUUGAAAAAACCUAAUAAGAACAACAGCAUUAGACUAAAUGCCUCUUAGUUUUCUCCAUGGGACAUCAGUUGCUGCAGUUAUUGAAUUCAUUGCACCAUCUUACAUGUAUCAAAGUAUGAAAACUUUAAAACAUGUUUCCAUAGUUGAGGGAAAGAUUACUAGCUUUUCUUAUUAUUUCUAUUCUUAUAUCAAAUGACCAAAUUUACUCAUGACAGAAUUUUGAAGAACAAAUUUCAAUACUCAUAAAAUAUUGUUCAGAAUAAAGUCUUUUAUUACAGUUUUUUAAUUGUUAAUUGGUAUAUUUAUUAGUGUCCCUAUAUCUAAUGGUAGUGUAAGAAUUUAGCAUAACAAGUCAUAUUCUAUAAAUGUAUUGCAUUCAUUCUCUACAAGUUUUCCAAUAAUUAGCUAACUCUGUUAUAUCUAUAAAACAGUUAUAUAUAUUGAAUAUCCAAGGUACUGUUGUCGUAUUACCUAUGAGUUGAAGCAUUGAUUAUCCUGAUGACAAGGUGUGAUAUAUAAGGUAAUAUCCUUGGAAGGUUGCUUUGUGUACUUUAUAUUGGCUAAUGAUCACUAAUCACUUUUUAUGUGUUCUUCAAACAUGCCAUAGAGUAAAUAACGGUCCAUACAACUUUCUUGUUCAAGUAUGAAUUUGACAGUUUGAAAAAAAGACCCCAACUUUCAAGUCAUCUCAAAAUGACAGAAAUUGUGUGAAAAAAUUUCCCUGAUCCUUGUACAUGAACCAAAGAUUUUAUAUCAGAAAAUGACAGCUAAAUACUGGUAAAAUUAUUCACGUUGCACAUUUUUAUGAGCAGUUGUUAUUUUAGUUUAUAUCCUUUUUAUGAAGUUGAGAGAUACCAGUUUUAAUUAGUUGCAAGAAAAUGUGUUUGUGAUUUGAUCAUUUUGGUUUUGUCAUGUAUUCAUUACCAACAAGUUUAGAGGUUUCCUUGCCUGUAUCAUACCAUUGCCAUUUAGUUUUGUCUAUACCAUGUUAUUUCUGGAUACCAUGUUAUUUCUGGGUGUGGUUUUAUGAAUGUUAAAUGAUUAGGUUUCUAUGGUUACAUUCUUCAUUGGGUGUAUUUUAUUGAAGUUUUUUCUAGACUUGUACUAAAAUGCUUCAUUUAGAAAUAUUUUUGUUUGCCAUUUUUUUUUAAAUUAUCAUUUUUUUUGUUUGAUACAGUUUGGAUUUAAGAUGGUGUUAUUUCAUAGAUGUAUUUUAAAUACUGUAUUUUUACUUUUUGUCAUAUAUAUUUAAUUUUGCAGCAUUUUAAGUAAAUACCAGUAAAACUGAAGUUGUGUGUUUAAUGUGUGUAUUUGUAAAUAUCCCCAUAAAGCAUUAAGAUUUUCAAGUCUUAUUUAUACCUACUACAAAUUUCAUGAAAAUGAAAAUGUAUACAUUUCCACCGAAGUACAUAUACGGAAGUUCCCUGUAUUACAUUCUUUAUGGAAACCUCGGUGGCUGAGUGGUUAAAGUACCGGUAGUCUAUAGUGUAUAGUGAUCACUUAGUAAGCCUGUCUCAGGUUGUGAGAUGGAACACACUUGUGGCAAGGUGCAGUCAACUCUGAUUUUGAAUGACUAGGAUUGCCAGUCUUCCUGCUGAAAGUCUGUGGUUUUCUUCAGAUAUUUCCACUUUCUCCAUCAAUAAAAACUUGUAGCCAUGAUAUAGCCAAGUGUGUUGAAAGUGGGGUUUAACACAAUCAAUCAAUCAAUAUUUUAUGAGAGGAGGAAUUCUUUCAGGUUUUCUGUUUGUUGUUUACUACAAAGUAAGUAAUAUUAUACAAAAACUAUUUUGUAUUCCUUGAAAUACAUAAAAUUUGGAACAUUUAAUCUAUUACUUUCAUAUUUCUCUUUAAUAUAAUUUAAAACAAAAUAUCUCGGAUCACUUUAACAGAAAUAAAGAGAAUAUAGGAUGAAGUAAUUAUGCAAUGUGUAAUUCAUGAAUGAAAAUUAGAAUUGUUUCACAGUGAAUCUUGAUUUGUAGUGCUGUUACAUGUAUUUGUUUAGAAAUAAAACUCAUCUAUGUUUGUAUUAUUGAAAGAAUGGGUUAUCAUUUUGAUUGUAUAUCUUCAUUGUUUUUCUUCAGUCGUAAUGGGAUUUUUCAUUGUGUUCAUCCCUAUCUUUAUUUGUCAACAGAUUUUUACAUUUCUUGAGCUUUAAAGACACCAAAAGGUGCUAAACCCCUCAAAAUUUUAAGAUUUUUUUUAUACCCAAUCAUAAAGAGGUAGGGUAAAUAGUAAUGCCAUGGAACAUAGAAUACAGUUGAAGUAGGAUUUUCACACCUUUGAAAUUUGCGGUUCAAGAGCAAUGCCCUCAACUAUAUUAAAAAUUAGGAAUUUUGGUUUUCCUGAUGAUAAUGAAAGUACCGUUUCACAGAAUCUAUUAAGAUUUAACAUCAUAUCAUCAUACAUAAAAUACAGGUUAAAUUGGAUGUUGACACCUCUGGCAUUUACUGUUCAAGAGUUAUGGUUUAAAUUAUCUAAGCAAUCUUUUUGCUUCAGGAUGAAAAGUUUAGUACCACUUGACAGAACCUUAUUAAAUUCUAACAGAAAUAAUGACAGCAACACAACAACCAAAAGAUAUCUAUUUAGAGGUCAACAAUUGAUUUUAGACAACAGACCCAUGUCUUAACAUAUGUUGAGCUCUUUAAGUCAUGCCCAGUCUGGAAGCAGUUUUAUGAACAUGUGUCCAGAUUUGUAAUAUCCAUGUAGAUACACAAACAAGCUAGACUGUGAUAGCAUUAGUUUUUGUUCUAUUUAUUGUACCAAAUAUUGGUAUUUCUUAUUUGUUUAUUUAUUUUUUAUACUAGAAAUGGAUGGGAAUCUAUAUUUAUAAAAUUAAUAGUUUUUGUUCCAAUAAACACAGAUUAAACUUUAUAUAGCAUUUAUUAUAAUUUAAUUGUCUUUUAAUAUAUUUUUGUCUUUGUCAAAAUUUGAUUUAAUUUGAAAAACUUACUUCUAGUUUAGGUUGCAAUAGAUUUCCUUGAAUCAUUGACUCAAUUUCUUGCAGCAUUUAAUUAGAAUUUUGGUUUCAAAAUAUUAAGAUUUAAUUUUUGCAUUUGAAAUUUUUUUACUGAAAAUUUAUUUUAUUUUAUGAUUAAUUUGUGAUGGUAAUAUUCAUAUUUAGAGUUUCAUGAGUUUAUGUCAACCAAGGGUUUUAUCAUAAAUAUGCAAACCACAACAGCAUUGAGAUGUUAACUUAAUGGUAAUAAUAUAUGGAAGGUACUUACAAUAUUCAUGCUGUGUGUUGUAAGGAGACUCAUACAGAUUCAGGCAUUCCUAUAGCUGUUUUUGACCAAAAAUAUCUUGUUUUUUAAUCAUACAAAUAAGACCCUACAAUGUUACUUAAGAUAAUUUUAUAAUGUUGACAUUUUUUCUUUUUAUUAUAGGAAUGAAAUCCUAUACCCCUUUUCAUUUAAAAAACGUACGAUAGAAAUAUUUAGUGAGUUAAACUGAGGUCUGAUUUUAAGAGAUUUUUACAUUGUUUUUGUCUUGAAGAAACUAUGUUGGAUUUAGAUUAACAGCAGAUUGAGAAUUAAAAGCAUUAUCAGAAUA
Mytilus californianus (California mussel) is the source of this 8034-nucleotide messenger RNA. Its product is annotated as cytosolic carboxypeptidase-like protein 5. Gene Ontology annotation, biological process: proteolysis. The transcript has 18 exons. Gene Ontology annotation, molecular function: zinc ion binding; metallocarboxypeptidase activity. The record is from RefSeq and is a predicted model, not a curated record. The coding region runs from base 172 to 3663 and encodes 1163 amino acids. Lineage: Eukaryota; Metazoa; Mollusca; Bivalvia; Mytilida; Mytilidae.